This is a messenger RNA of Paramuricea clavata, 3211 nucleotides long. Lineage: Eukaryota; Metazoa; Cnidaria; Anthozoa; Malacalcyonacea; Plexauridae. The record is from the annotation of a GenBank genome assembly.
UUUUAUAAUGACAUUUCGAUGUUUUUCAUCCGCCAUUUUUAAGUUAAUUAUAAAAUUAAAAUUAUGUAAUAAUAUAAAUCAUGUAUUAAAUAGUUUAAUUUGUCUCAGGGGGAUAUAAAGGCUAAUCAAUCGCAUUGCUGUUUUUUAUCCAUAAAUAUACCCACAUGUCUUUGCUUUUCAAGAUGGACGCUGAAAAGUUUUUUUGAGUUUGAAAAUACAUUGCCUAAAUUUUUGGAUAUUUAAGUGCAGUUUUUCCAUCGAAAAUGGUAGGUAAUGGUAGUCUAGCAAUAUUGGAAUCUAAGUAGAAGUAGAUAUUGAUUAAAAAUGUUUGUUGUGUUGUUUUUUGACAAAAUUUUGCCAAUUUUCUUGGCAGUCUGUAACACUUGUGACUGAUUUUGGUGACAUCAAAGUCGAGUUAUUUUGCGAAGAAGCCCCAAAGACGUGUGAGGUAUCGAGAAUUUUGUUCAUUUUCCAAUAAAGAAUUCAUAAUAUUUGUAUUUUCGACAAGAAAAUAUUGAAAUGAUUUAUCAUUCAAGAAAAAUCCCAAAGUUUUGAGAAUUCUCAGAAUAACUUUUUGUUUUGCUUUUCCCAGAACUUUCUUGCCUUAUGUGGUAGUGGAUAUUACAAUGGAUGUAUUUUCCAUAGGUAUUUCUACAUAUGUACAGUUAUAUUUGUGUAAUUGCAGUAAUCAAUGAUUAUAAAUCAAAUAUUAACCAGCAAUUUAUUUGUUUGUAUUUCACAGAAAUAUAAAAGGGUUUAUGGUUCAAACGGGUGACCCAUCAGGUAUAUAAAUGUCUGUAUUAAACAGGACGCUUUUUUUUUAGAUGUGUGCAAUGUGCUAGCAUGUGAACCUGGGUGGGCAAUGUGUUAGGCCACUUGGGCGCUGUUGAUUCAAAUUAAAACGGUCGGUAAACCAUCCAACUUGUGUAAACCAUUAUGAGAUAUGUAUUAGCUGAUUUUAGGGGUGCACCAGAACCAAUUUUUUAAGUUCCAGCCAGAACUGGAUUGGGCCGGAACUGGAAAAAAGGUCCGGCCGGAACCGAUAUAUUAAGCCAUAUAUAGUCAUAUGUUACUUUGUCUGCUGCCAGACAGGCAGACACUUCAAGUCAUCAAGGAGAGAGCUCGAAAAUGUUAGAAUAAAAAGACUGACAAACGUUAAACGUCGUAAUGAAGUGUUAAUGGUGUAUAUAUUCCUUGUGUAGUCCAAGUUUCUUGCUGUGAACUUUUGUUAGACACAAAAACAUUUGAUAUUCUAUCUCUCUGAUAGUAGCAGAGUCCGGUUCUGGCCAUGUUUUUCCCAGCCGGUCAGUUCCAGCCGGAACUAACCGGCUGGAACUGAGUUCCGAUGCACCCCUAGCUGAUUUGCCUGCCUUUGUCCACAUAGGUGAGGCUUCUAUACAGCAUUUCUUGCAAAAAUUAGUAUUGCGCUUUUCAUGAAAAAUAAAAGAGAACAAAAACCGAUUUUUCGGUUAUUGGAAAUGAAAACCGGUUUUAAAAAGAAAACCGAAAAACCGGUUGACCCCCAAUCCUGGGCCACUCCAAAUUAGACUUAAGUUUCCCGUCCGGCCCUUAUUUCAAGUUACACCUUAUAACAUAUGUCCACCACUGGAGUUAAACUGUCAAUAUUUUUAAACUAGGGACAGGAAAAGGUGGAAAAAGUAUUUGGGGAAGAAAGUUUGAAGAUGAAAUUGUUCCAACAUUAAAGGUACUUGGAAGCAUACAAGACAAUUCACAAGUCGAGUUUUGUUAAUUUAAUAUACAGUAAUUAUACGAUUUAAUUAUUUCAGCACAAUGUUCGUGGAGUGGUAUCAAUGGCUAACAGCGGACCGAACACAAAUGGGUCGCAAUUUUUUAUCACCUAUGCAAGACAGCCUCAUUUAGACAUGAAAUAUACAGUGUUUGGCAAGUAUGUUGUAGCCUUGAAGUGUUCAUUUGUUUUGGCAGUUUUUUAUCAAGAGUGAGAAUACAAAUAGUCUAUUCCCCUCUCUAAGUCUAACUUUAACAUUGAUUUAUUUUCCAGAGUUAUUGACGGAGGAGAGACGCUCGAUGACCUAGAAAAAAUUCCGGUGAAUGAGAAGACAUAUAAACCACUACACGAAGUGCUUAUUCAGCAAAUUAAGAUCCACGCAAAUCCUAUUGCCGACAUGCAAAGUUAACAUCAAAACGAUGGUAAUUCUACAUUACUUCAUGAUGAAAUGCAUAAUGCAUUUUGUUGUGAUGUCAGCUGGCUUGCACUACCAAAUGCCCGGUUUAAACUCGAGAAAAAAUCUGACAUUUCACGCCUGUAUAUAGUGGAAUCCCAUAAAAUUGGCACACAGACUCUUUUACAGGCCUGCAAAUUAGUGCCGGCCAUCGGUCAUUGUCCGUCCAAAUUUUUUACCUUUUGUCUGAUCAAAGCUUUUUAUGACCGGACAUGUGACCGACCGAUUUAGGCCGGUCAAAUCUCCGAUCUCAAAAAAUUGUUUAUUUAACAUGCACAUUUUUUUAUGAAUGAAACCAACAAGAAAGCAAUAUGGACAGCGCAUUAAGCCGUAAGAUUUAAUUAGAAAUUAUGUAUAACCUGAACCAUAAUUUACUGAUGCAUUAUUUAGCACUAGUAGAUAUAUACUAAGCUUUAGAUGCAUUGCAGUGCGUCGUGAAAACAAAAUAUGAAAAAUUUUACUUUGUCCGGGAAAAAUUGAUUAAUGUCUGACCAAUAUUUGCUUCGCCAGACAUUUGUCCUUCCAAGUAGAAUAAUUAUUUGCAGACCUGCUUUCACACAGUGUUACUGAGUGGUACAUGGUGUUCCAUACUGUUUCAUGUGUAACAUAAUGUUACAUGGUGUUACAAAGACUUUAUAGUGUUACACACUAUAUUGCAUAGUGUUGCGCACUGUUGCAUUCCAAUUGACCGUUCUUCAUAUAGUAAUAGAGUAGUAUACGUUCACAGUAAACCUUUCAAAAUAUAAAUUUUUUUAAACUCUAAUCAGUAAUUACCAAAACAAACAUACAUAAUUCUGACGGGUACUGCAUGUUUAUUAAAAUAUGAAAUACGUACAAAUUGAAUGAGUUAUAUACGCUUUCGUUGUCUACAACAUGCUACAUUCUACAUUCUUGACAUGCUACAUUCACGGCUAUUCAUUGCUACUUUGUAUUUCAAAAUUUAAGCUUCCUUAAAAUCCAUGUAAACAAAUAACGUACCAGGCGGUUUCAAGCGUUCACACCAUAUAUAC